This is a messenger RNA of Athene cunicularia (burrowing owl), 1797 nucleotides long. RefSeq names its product gap junction protein epsilon 1 (gene GJE1). The record is from RefSeq and is a predicted model, not a curated record. Gene Ontology annotation, biological process: cell communication. NCBI's taxonomy places the organism in Eukaryota, Metazoa, Chordata, Aves, Strigiformes, Strigidae. The coding region runs from base 92 to 673 and encodes 193 amino acids. Gene Ontology annotation, cellular component: connexin complex. The transcript is spliced from 3 exons.
GGGGCCGGACGCGAUGCCCGCCGACAGAGGCCUCCGGGGGUGCUAGAAAUGGCCCCGUGAGAGAGCUGGAAUUUAAUUUGCAAGAAUAAGUAUGCUCAGGCCACCAACGGUAAUUGGCCAAUUCCACACUCUUUUCUUUGGCUCAGUGCGUAUGUUUUUCCUUGGCGUUUUGGGCUUUGCCGUUUAUGGAAACGAGGCCUUGCAUUUCAGCUGUGACCCAGACAAGAGAGAGGUUAAUCUUUUCUGUUACAACCAGUUCAGGCCUAUAACUCCUCAGGUAUUCUGGGCGUUACAGCUGGUGAUUGUACUGGUACCUGGGGCCUUUUUUCAUCUUUAUGCUGCAUGUAAAAGCAUCAAACAGGAAGAUAACCUCCAAAAGUCAUUCUACACUGGGUUUUAUAUGUUCUCUGUUUUCUUAAGGAUUAUCCUUGAAGCUGUGGCUUUCUGGCUUCAGAUUCAGCUCUUUGGUUUCAAAGUGAACGCAAUCUACAUGUGCGAUAUGGGAGCACUUGAAAAAAAGUUUAACGUUACCCGGUGCAUGGUGCCAGAGCACUUUGAAAAGACAAUUUUUCUUAUUGCAAUGUACACAUUUACUGUGAUUACAGUGUUCUUGUGUGUUGCCGAGAUUUUUGAGAUCACAUGUAGAAGGCUGGGUUUCUUAAAAACUCAGUGAUAUCAAUCACUCCUAGUCAUUUGCCACCUUGUCCACCUGAAGUUUUAUAACAACGAUUUCAAGCUCUAACAAAAAACAUCUCCUGUCGUCUAUGCAGUGUUGCAGAAGAGAACCACACCCAAGAUCACUGUUGCAGAGUAGUCAUCUAUUCCUCAUCUAAAAGCUACCACAUUUCAUGAAUAAUUUUUGUUUGCAUGCCAAGAUCAAAGGCAGUAAGAUUUACGAGAGUAACAUGUCUUCAUGACCUGACACAUACAAUAGUUUUGCCUCCAGAGGAGUGUCUGUGUGUGAGGAGGAGAUUAUUUAUAAACAUAUUUUUAUUCACAGCUUUUCUGAACACAUGCAAUUGGAGCUAAUAAAGUUAUUUACCUUCCAGGAAAAACUAUUGCAAAUUUCUUACAUGUUCUUAUGGCUUGAGAAUAAAGCAGUAAUGUUGGAUAAUCUCUGGGUACCAGAAAGCAUUCAAACAUUUUCCCAAGCAGUGCCACUGCUGCAACCUGUGUCUCAGACCCCAGGAGCAGAGACUCUUGGUUAGGCUGUGGUGACAACAUAUCCAUCGAUACCAGCUUACUUUGCAGAAGUCCUCCUACUGUCAUCUGCUCGCUGUGAAUGUCCUUUUAAAGGUGGAAGAAUGGUAUUCUUUGUGCUGACUGGCAUGCCUUACCCUCACUAUGUUUUGGCUUAAGAUGUAGAGGUUUUCUACCAAUUAUGUUUGAUCACAUUUUGAAGGAGUAAAAGGGGCUUAUGACUUAGUUUUGCAUAAGAGGCUUAAAAAUGUCAAAAGAAAAUCUUGGAGAAAAGCCUUUUCUGGGUCCAAUCAUGCCUUGAUUUCAGUGAGAGUUUUGCUUGUGUGUGACUGCAGAAUAGGGCCCACAGAAUUUUUUGCUGUGUGUGUCACAUCUAAGUUCUUACUGCUCCGACCAAAGUUGCUAGAAUAACAGUUAAAAAGAAGUUGUAUACUGAAAUUAUUCCAUGCAGUAAGUGUGUUUGGAUAGGUUAGAUCUUGAUCUUCAUUUAAGUAUCAGAUGUUUUCAUGUUUCUCCUUAAGGACUAAAACAUCUUAAAUGUAAGGACUGACAACUUAAAAUUAUUUUAUUCCUUGUGCUGAAGUGGAUAAUGGAAAA